This is a messenger RNA of Loxodonta africana (African savanna elephant), 4074 nucleotides long. RefSeq names its product solute carrier family 27 member 5 (gene SLC27A5). Gene Ontology annotation, molecular function: long-chain fatty acid-CoA ligase activity; long-chain fatty acid transmembrane transporter activity. Gene Ontology annotation, cellular component: endoplasmic reticulum. NCBI's taxonomy places the organism in Eukaryota, Metazoa, Chordata, Mammalia, Proboscidea, Elephantidae. The record is from RefSeq and is a predicted model, not a curated record.
GCUUCUGUCCUGGGGGAGUGGGUAAGGAAUGGGCAUAGGGCUGGUGCUUGGCUCUCUUGGAACCUUUGCUCCUGUGGGGAGGGGGCAGGCUCUGCCCCGACUGAGGUGGGUCUCGGAGAUGGAGGUCACAUAUGGGAACCCCUCUUUUCAGACUCCUGGCUGCUGCCCACAAUGCAGAUUUCGAGGCCCCACCUCCCAGAUCCACCAACUAGACUGUCGGAUCUUUGGGAUGUCAGUUUCCCACCCCACCCCUGUCCCCAUUCUGAUAGGUAUUUUGGUUGAGCACCUGACUUUUGGGGGCGGUUUAUGAGGGAUUUUGAGGUCAGGAUGCUUUGAAGUGGUACAAGCCCCAGGAUAUGUGCCUUGGCCACUGAGAGCACAAGUUCUGGGAAGUGGUAACGGGGCUGAGCACAGUGGCCACGUGGGGGAUGGGCAGUGUCUUAGUCAUCUAGUGCUGCUAUAACAGAAGUACCACAAGUGGAUGGCUUUAACAAAGAGAAAUUUAUUCUCUCACAGUCUAGGAGGCUAGAAGUCUGAACUCAGGGUGCCAACUCCAGGGGAAGGCUUUCUUUGUUGGCUCUUGGGGAUGCCCCUUGUCAUCACUCUUCCCUGGUGGAGGAGCUUCUCUGCGCAGGGCUUCCAGGUCCUGUGCUAUUCUCCGGGCUCUUGUUUAUGGGUGGUAUGAGGUCCCCAUGUCUCUCUGCUCGCUUCUCUGUUUUAUAUCUCAAAUGAGAUUGAUAUAAGACACAACUUAAUCUCGUAGAUUGAUUCCUGCGUCAUUAAUAUAAUUGCCUCUAAUCUGGCCUCAUUAACAUCAUAGAGGUAGAAUUUAUAACACAUAGGAAAAUCACAUCAGAUGACAAAAUGGACAAUCACAAUACUGGAAAUCAUGCCCUAGCGAAGCUGAAACAUUUUUGGGGGACACAAUUCAAUCCAUAACAAGCAGUGACCAGGAUCCCUGGGCCCAGUGGGUGGCUGAAGACAGGCCUGCAGUUUCACAGGCCACAUCAUCAAGCUGGCAGCCUGCCCGGGGGCACCUCUCAUCCUCCUCCAGCACGGUGGGAGGCUUCUGGCUUGAAUGCCAAGCCUAUGUGGAGCUGGUGAGGGACAUGAGUGCAGCCUGGAGGAACAGGCCCAGCUGAACCUUCCUGGAGUCCUUAGCUAAUCACAGAUCUUGGAGCCCAGCCCACUCCCAAAGGUUAACUGCCAAGGCCUUUCCGUUCCAACCACACACAGAUGUCUAAGCUCCUGGCCCCCAGUGAAGCAAGGGUGGGCUGUAGAGCUGGGUUUGAGCUCUGACACUGCAUGUGCUCAUUCACUGAGUAUCCCCUGUGUAGCUGGCAGGGGGCUAAGCUCCUGGGAUCAUGGCACCAAGGCUGCAGGUGACUUCUGCUCCCUCAGCAGCUCGUGGUCCAGGGUCCUGUGGAUAGGGGUGUAGCCUGGCUGAGUCCCAUCUCCCUAUGGGUUAAGUGGACACCACAGGAGAACCUCUUUAGGUGUGCAGAUUGUGGGCAGUGCUGCUGGCAAGGCCUGACUUCUGGUCCUGUUUAUCUUCAGUUUCCCAAACUGGAUCGUCAACUGCCUGAGGGCAGGAUUUCUGCCUGUUGCCCAAGGACCUGGUGCACAGCGUGUGUAUGAGGAGAAGGAAGAGGGAGGUGCCAGUCCUGGAGCAGAGACCUCUAGAGCGAGUCAGGGCUGGGUCCAAAGGACAGCUAGGAGGGAUGACAGGAGGCUGGUGGUACCAAUGAAGGGGCAGAAAACUGGGUCUACAGAAGUUAGCCACAAAGGCAGAGGGAAGACAGGCCACCAGAUGGGGGGACAGGCCAGGGAGAGGAAAGGGGAUCCUAUAGAUGAUGGCAGAGGCAAAGGAGUGACAAAUGUGACAGACAAGAGGGGCCCAGGUGGGCAGGGACAAACUCAGAGGAACUGGAGCCAGGCAGAAUCCCCAGCAGAGCAAAACAGACAAUCACAGCAGGGUCAGGAACAGAGGCCUGACCAGAAGCAGCCACUGUCAACAGUUCCUGGGAAACUUCCAGGGAAGUGGGCCUGGUGGGUUGGCCUGGGGGUCCAGAGGUCAGGGACAGCCAGCCCGGGUGGUAGAGGUGAGACUAUGCAUACCGCUGCCACUUCAAGGAGGGAGCCAGUGCAAUGGGCGUCAGACCAAGGCUGGUCCAGCUGCUGCUGCUGCUGCUGCUGCUGUGGGCCCUGUGGCAGUCUGCAUGGCCGGCUGCCAUGGCCCUGGUGCUGCGCUGGUUGCUGGGAGACCCCACCUGUGGUGUGCUGCUUGGCCUGGUUGUUCUGGUGCGACCCUGGCUCGGCCUCUGGGUGCCCCACUCGGUUAGCCUAGUGGCCGCAGCUGCCACACUAACCCUGUUGCCAGCCAGGCUACCCCCAGGGCUGUGCUGGUUGCCAGCUGACGUUGCCUUUGUGGUCUGGGUCAUCCGCCUGGGGUUGCAGAUAUGGGCACAGCUGAACCAAUGGCCAUCCCGCACCUUUAUGGAUGCCUUUGAGCUGGCAUGAGCACAGCUGGACCGCGUGCCCUUGGUGUGCAUGGGGCCUGAGGGUUGCAAGGUCACCUUCGGAGAGCUGGACACCCAGGCCUGCCGGGUGGCAUGGGCCCUGAAGGCCAAGCUGGGUGGCCACACUGGCCUGUCUGCUGAGGAGCCAACCGCCCUCCUGGUACUGGCCAUCCAGGCCAUUCCUGCCCUCGGCUUGUGGCUGGGGCUGGCCAAGCUAGGCUGCCCUGCAGCCUGGAUCAACACGCACAGCCAGGGGGCACCUCUGGUCCAUACUGUGCUGAGCUCUGGAGCGGGGCUGCUGGUGGUCAACCCAGACCUCCGGGAGAGCCUGGAGGAAGUCCUUCCCAAGCUGCAGGCUCAGAACAUGUGCUGCUUCUACCUCAGCAACUCAUCCCCAAUGCUGGGCAUGGAGGCUCUGGGGGCCAUCUUAGCUGCUGCUCCCUCAGACCCAGUGCCUGCUUACCUACGUGCAGGGAUCUCACCAGGAAGCCCUGCCCUGUACAUCUACACCUCAGGAACCACUGGACUCCCAAAGGCGGUUAUCCUCACACAUGAGCAGCUGCUGUGUAUGUUUGGGAUGCUGUCCCUGUUUGGGGUCACAGGUGAUGAUGUGAUCUACACAGUCCUGCCUCUGCAUCAUGUGAUGGGGCUUGUCUUUGGAGUCCUUGGCUGCCUGGAGCUCGGAGCCAUCCUGGCCCCGAAGUUCUCUGCCUCCUGCUUUUGGGAUGACUGUUGGAAGCAUGGUGUGACUGUGAUCCUGUAUGUGGGCGAGAUCCUGCAGUACCUGUGUAAUGGUCCCCAACAACCCAAAGACAGGAAACACAUGGUCUGUCUGGCUGUGGACAUUGGACUCUGGGCAGAAGUGUGGAAGACCUUUCAGCAGCACUUCGGUCCCAUUCAGAUCUGGGAAGGCUAUGGCUCCACAGAGGACAACAGUGGCUUCGUCAACCACCCGGGGCACUGCAGGGCCCUGGGCAAGGUGAACUCCCUCCUUUGAUUACUGUCCCCUUUUGAGCUCAUGCAGUUUGACACGGAGGCUGUGGAGGCCAUGAGUGAUGAUCGUCGCUUGUGCAUCCCCACAGAGCCAGGGGAGGCGGGGCUGCUGGUGACCCGGGUGACGAAACUCUCUCCCUUUAUGGGCUACAGAGGCCCGCGAGAGCUGUUAGAACGGAAGUUGGUACGGGACGUGAGGCACCCGGGCGACGUUUACUAUAACACCGGAGGCCUGCUGGCCACGGACCGCGAGGGCUUCCUCUACUUCCUAGACUGCCUCAGUGACACUUUCCGGUCUGAGGCGGGGUUUUGUGGGCUGGACUAGGAGGCGGGGCUUCUCGGGUAAGGGCGGAACCCCCGGGGCUUCAGAGCCUGGAAAGAGCAAGGCUGAAAGGGCGUGACUUCCUGUUCCUGGAGGGGGCAGGGCUUGAGAGGCGGGACUUCUGGUAGUUAAGAGACCUGGGGACUCAGGAUUACUCGGUUCCGUAGGAGAUGGGGUUUGUGGGUGGUUGGGUUACAGCCUUGGAAACCCAAUGGGCAGUUCUGCUUUGUCCUGUGCGAU